AUGAAAAUUCAACAACAAAAAUCAACAUCGAAAUAUCAACCAUAUUCUCCUUCCUCACCUCGCCUUCAACAGGCCAUCAAGUCUGCCAAAUAUGCGACCUCACAAGAUUCCAGAGGCGCCAUACCAGUCUUUCAGUUUGAAAUAAAUGGCCAUCCUAUCCUCUGGGAUAGUGAAAAUGGGUAUGUCCAUUUCACUGGAAUAUGGAAGGCGUUGGGUAACAGCAAGGCAGACAUCGUGAAAAUCGUCGAUGGAAACCCUGAUCUUCAGGUGAAGAAGGUUAGAGGCGGCUGCCUCACCAUCCAAGGUACUUGGAUGCCUUUCGAAAGUGCAAGGGCACUUUGCGUGAACAACGCCUGGGCUCUCAGGUUUGAUCUGGUUCCUGUUUUUGGGAAA
Rhizopus microsporus ATCC 52813 is the source of this 393-nucleotide messenger RNA. RefSeq names its product DNA-binding domain of Mlu1-box binding protein MBP1. The annotation marks the transcript as partial. Gene Ontology annotation, cellular component: MBF transcription complex; SBF transcription complex. Gene Ontology annotation, molecular function: DNA binding; transcription regulator activity. Lineage: Eukaryota; Fungi; Mucoromycota; Mucoromycetes; Mucorales; Rhizopodaceae. The transcript has 3 exons. The record is from RefSeq and is a predicted model, not a curated record.